AUGAAAAUUGCUUUCUGUGUACUCCUCUCCACGAUAUGUUUUACGACUUGCAGUGGAGAUUCUCCACUUGAUCAGGAGAGUAUUUUCGAUCGGUGAGUAGAGCGGCCUUUCGUAUCAUUCGCCGAGGGAUUUCUGCUUAUUAUGGUCAUGUAAUAACUUAUCUGUUCAUGCAAUUACCAAGCUUACAAGCACUAUGGGAAUUUACACACAAAAUCGAGUAGAACAAGAUUCCUAAAUCCCUUUAGGACAUCCAAUUUUCACAUAAAUGUCUUGGGAAUUUUUGGAAUUUCAUAUUUACUACAACAUUUCUUCAAAAGAGGCUUCCGACAUUGUAAAACUAGGAGUAUAAGCGCUCAUAAGAUGCGGUUUUUCACGGAAAACAAAACCUGCCUUCCUAAUUAGUCGGCUUUCUAGUAAUCGUCACAAAAUUUUCAGCCCCGCGGCCCAGAGACCAGCCGAAUAUGAAAUCAUUCCGAAAUCAGUAAAAGACGAUGAUUUGCAACGAUCUGAAGUCAGCAACAACGCUGCUCUCGGAGGUUGCGCAGGACAUUGCAGCAGGCACUUUAUGGAAACCUUAAACGGAGUCCUUGAAGGCUCCACCGUCAAGCUUUUCAAAAACUUUAACGACACAUGCAAGUAGGUCAUGAAUGUUGCGCUCGUUUGACGGAUCGGACUUUAAGACGCUUUGAUGAAGCAAAAAAAUGCAUGCAAAAGAAAUAUUACUGUCAGGUCACCAGUUUCUUUGAUUCCAUCAGCAGCGGACUACAGUAUCUCUGCGAAUAUCAGAGAAAAGGUGAGUUGAAAAAGGACAGCUGGAUGCAACGUUCAAGUUUCUCUUGUCUGAAAAUCUUGAAAAGUUAAAUUUUGAUGGAGACGUUACCCUCAACGGUCGAAAAGGCAUGAAACUUUAGAUGCUAAAAUUUGCAAAAAAGUGUCAUAUUUUUUGUAAGUUUUGACCUAAAAAUCCCGAUCUUUUCUGCAAGGCGCGAACUACAUAUUAAUCUAGAAUGUCAUAAGAAAAUUGUGCUAAAAUUUUGCCUAGUUUCAUCAAAAUAGUACACCUCCUAUAAAUUCAAAAAAUAUGGUCAAGAAUUACUUUCCUCUGUGCACUCUCCUUAUUUCCUGUACCCUCUCUUAUGAAAAAAUGAUUUUCGAAUCAUUGGCACUAUGACAGAAAUCAGCAGUAUAGUCACUAUUACAAUACAAAAAAGAGAUCAUAGUUCCCUUCGUUUUGCUACGUCACUCGUAUGAGUGCUUGCACUUUUAGCAGCUUACAGCCACUUAUAUAAAUCACAUAUAUAAAUAACUGAGACGGUAAGUUCAUAAAAAAAACUCCAAGUAGGCAGCGGCACGAUGCCAAUUUGGCAAAUUGCGGUAAGAUCUCUUUCCUAAAUAAAAUACGAAUGCGAACCGCAGGGCAAUGGACCACCAUGUAAAACAUGAUACAUAUUGAAAGCGAAAAAAAUUUGUUUUUGCCGUGACUUAAAGAUCGUAAAAUUUUUUUAACACGCAAGUUUUUUUUGAAAAUGCGAUAAUUUUUUUAGAAAAAAUUACUUUAAUGUAUAAAAUCAGAUAGGGAGCUUACGGUAAGGUGGGAUUACAAACCAAAAGAUCACUGAUUCCGAGAGGUGUUUUUAGUUAAUGACUACAGUUAAUUUCAGCCGAUUUUCGCAAACACUUAAGACGAUUUAUGCUUGUAUCGACGAGCGGAAGCGUUGAUGAAUUUGUUAGCAUGCAAAAAAAGUGUCCAUUUGGCAAUGCGUCGUCUUCUCGGAGAGUUCGAUACAAUUCGCAAGAGAAAAUCGCAGGGGUGGUGUUAUUUCAUAUACACUAAGAAUACAAAAAUUUGUAGCCAACCCUUUGAAAUGUGCUUAUCAUUUUUGCAAAUCCAAGAUUGCAUAUGUUAUUAUGGAACUUGUUCAGGUGUGGCACUAUGAUUUUGUUUAAAGCACCCAAGUCGAGAGUAGUCUGCUAGCAGACAUGGGGAUGGCCUUUUUGCUCCUGAGGCCACGAGCCCGGCCCAAUGAAAUCGGUCCGGCCCGGCCCGUUUUCAAAAUUUUCGAUGCCCAGCCGGCGGGCGCACACUUGCGGGCAACCACUUUGCGGGCAACCAGUUUGCGGGCAAAUUUUUUGCGGGCAGCCACUUUGCGGGCAGCCGACAUUUGCGGCCAGCACCGGCAUUUGCGGGCAGCCUGGGACAUUUGCGGGCAGGGUCGACAGUUGCGGGCAGCCUGGAAGAUUUGCGGGCAGCCGACAUUUGCGGGCAACCGACACCUGAUUGUGAGGGUAACAGGGUGGACGUGGAAAAAUUACUAUGAUAUUUUGGAAAUUUGCCGACAUUUGCGGGCAACCGGCACUUGAGGAUAACAAGGUGGAGGUGGAAAAAUUACUUCGAUAUUUUGGAAGUUUUCCGACAUUUGCGGGCAGGCAAUACUUGCGGGAAACCGACAUUUGCGGGCAACAGUUCCAAAAGUUCCUAUACAGUCUGUGUGAUUGUUUUUUCCUGUUGCCCGCAAAUGUCGGCUGCCCGCAAGUGUCGGCUGCCCGCAAAUGUCGGCAAAUUUCCAAAAUAUCGCAGUAAUAUUUCCACCUCCACCCCGUUACCCUCAGGUGCUGGUUGCCCGCAAAUGUCGGCUGCCCGCAAGUGUCGGUUGCCCGCAAAUGUCCUAGGCUGCCCGCAAAUGUCUCAGCUGCCCGCAAAUGUUUCAGCUGCCCGCAAAUGUGACCCCCCAAAUUUUGCCCGCAAAGUGGUUGCCCGCAAAAAAUUUGCCCGCAAACUGGUUGCCCGCAAAGUGGUUGCCCGCAAGUGUCGCGACGCCGCCCAGCCCGUCCCUAACAACUUAACAUUUAAGAAGCCCGCCCGGCCCGGUACUUUGGCGUCUUUUUUUUGAAGUCAUCCUUUACAAACAAAAGACUGUGCAUGUAUUAUUAUCAAGCUACUGAACUAAGCAUCAAUCAUAAACCUAAUAUGAUUUGAGAUCAGCGGCGUAGAAGACAAAAUGCCUAUUUAUUUUUUUUACUUUUAAAAAACGAAAAUUUUCUGUUUUCAGCGAUGGAUGCGCUUCUUCCAUGCGUCCAGGAGAACUUUGAAACUGUCAGAGAAGGUAUUUUCCGCCCUUACAGAUUUAUACCUCUGCAUACAUUUAGCCUGUGACUACUCAUGUCAACCGCAUGCCCUGGCCACCGGGUUGACCGUCAAGCAUUUCUUGGAAAAGGAUUUCAGCUUUUUCAAACUUUUCGAUAAGCAUAUGACAACUCUCAGCACCAAUGAAGCCUGCCGCGUCGGGAAAUGUCUUUUGAAGUGCUACCGCACCAAGCUGAAUAUCAGAUGCCAAGGGAUGGCCGGCUCUUUACUGACGGUAAGUGAAUGUCGCGACUCGUAGGCUACAUACCCCAGAUGAAGACCUUGGCAUGAACGCUGUUACAUCAGGGUUUGUUGAGCUGAUAAAAACUCUUAAUCGGCUUGGAGAUGAGUGCGGGCCGGCACUCAUCUUGAAGCCGAUUUCAGACCGCUCUAAGAGGUCAUUUAGGUGGGAUUUUUGAUGAUUCAAUGGCUGAGUACGAAUGAACAAAAUUUUAAAAGAACAACAAAAGAUGCGAUGAUUAGGGAUAAAGUCUUUGAAAUGUGGCUCUCAAAAUUUCUUUUAAUUUUGAGCUGAAAGCUUUUCAUGAAAAAACUCGAAAAAAUUUCACAUUUUCGCCAACUUUCAGACUAAAAAUCCCGGUUAUUUCUGCACCUAGAGAUCAUGUAUGUCUUUAAAAAAACUAGUCUGAAUUCGGACCAAGUUUUCUUCGAACCGGGAAUGCUGUUUGAUCACUUCCAUUGUAAAACAAGAACCCCGGAUACGUAAAUUUACAUAUUUCUUGUUUUCGAACGCGUGAACCACAAAAUUCCAAAGUUGCGGACCUCCUAGAAGACGUCAGCUUCAAUUUUAGGAGGGAAUUGUUCGUCCAUUCGCUGACAUCCAACGCCAAGGCACGGCGUUUAGCGGCAUGUUCCAGAUGAUUAUGCCACGACAAUGCACCUUCUUGAGCAACGAAAACGAACUCAAUGAAUUUAAAAUUGAUCCUCAACUCGAUGGACAUAUCAAGGCGUUGUACGAUGGGGUAAGGGUAUACGUAGCACUUGCAUAAAGGGCAUACGUAAUGCAAAUUUGAAUAUAACCUUUGAAACGUUGGUGUUUUAGCUGUCUCAUCCUCAAGACGUCGCUAUUCCGGAUAUUGAAGGAUACUCCGCAACUGAGAAAUCGCCUCUUGAUUACAACAGCUAA
This is a messenger RNA of Bursaphelenchus xylophilus (pine wood nematode), 4271 nucleotides long. Lineage: Eukaryota; Metazoa; Nematoda; Chromadorea; Rhabditida; Aphelenchoididae. The record is from the annotation of a GenBank genome assembly.